Messenger RNA from Symbiodinium pilosum, 1306 nucleotides. Lineage: Eukaryota; Dinophyceae; Suessiales; Symbiodiniaceae. The record is from the annotation of a GenBank genome assembly.
AUGCCGCAAGUGCUUAGAGCGAUGCAGGACCAACACUGGCAGGUGCGCUUGCGUGCUGUGGAGGCCGUGUGCCGCGGAGGAUUUCCAGCAGCGGAAGCUGUGACGCAGCUGAUCAACGCACUUGAGGACCAGAACGGUUUGGUGCGCAAAGCCUCCACAGUAGCGUUGGGUGAGAUGGGCCUUGUGGCAGUUGCAGCUCUGCCACAGUUGAUUCGAACACUCCAAGACGAAGACUGGCAGGUGCGCAAAGGUGCCACAGAGGCCUUGGGCGAGAUGGUCCCUGCAGCGGUGGAAGCUGUGCCGCAGCUGACGAAAGCGCUCGAGGACGGACACCCUGCUGUGCGCAAAGGUGCGGCCGAGGCAUUGGGCAAGAUAGCUCCUGCAGUGGCUGAGGUGCCUCAGUUGUUCCACAUACUUCAGGUGCAGCACGAAUCUUCGGAAGUGCGCUUGAGUGCCGCAGAGGCUCUGCGCGUCAUGGGUCAUGAAGUUGAAGCUGUGGACCAGGAAGACUGGUACAUGCGCAAAGACACUGCGAAGGCUUUUCCUGGGGUGGAGAUGGAACCUGCCUUGGUCAACAAAUGGGCUCAUCUAAUCUCACCUCUCGAGGCCAGGGAUGCAAGAGUGCUUGCAGCUUUGGCAAAGGUCUAUUGUGCUUUGGAUCCUGGAGCAGCUGGGUCUUUGCUGCAGCUGAUUUGCGCGCUCCUGGACGGACAGAUCAAUGCCUGUAGGACCUCGCACAAGGUGGCAUAUGAGGACCGACGAUGGCAGCUGCGAUUGCGUGCCAUAGAAGCCUUCAGUAGGAUGAGUCCCGCGGCAGCUGAAGCUGUGCCACAUUUGACCAAAGCUCUGGAGGACCAAAACUUGAUCUUUCACGCGGUUGCAGCAAAAGCCUUGUGCCCCUUUUAUCCGGCAGCAGCUGAAGCUGUUCCACAGCUGAUCAAAGCGCUCGAAGACCAGCGCUCGCGUGUGAUUACGGAAGCUGCCAAGUCCUUGAGUAAGACAAAGCCUACAGCUCUGUCCUUGCAAUAUCUUGGUCCCGCACUUGCAGGGGCAGAUCCGCGAGAGCACGCCCACGGUGUUCUGUUGCAGCUUGUACUUUCAACCAAAUCCUGCAACGAGCAUCUAACAAACCCCAUUAUAGCCAUGGCCGUGCAGAAUGCGAUCUGGUACAGUAACAACGAAGAUGUGGUGAGGUCAGCAGUGUACGCGCUGCCUGCGAUCUUGGAGGCUGCUGAUCUGGACGAUUUCAAGCUGCGCGGCCUUCUGCAGCGAGCUCUUCGCAUGGUGCCAGAUGCUGUUGUGCAGU